CCAAAAUAAACAAUCCCACUCGUUGCGUUCGGAGGCAUGAUGUCGUACACGCCUAACGCGGUCUUUUUUCCACGACUUGUUCAGCUCGCGUCGUGUUUGGGUCCUGUUGUCAUUUACCACUGUGUGGUGCUCGCUGUUGUUUUCAAGGAAGCAUAAGCUCAAGUCGUCGCAGAGGGACAAGGUACGGCAGUUUAUGUCCGUCACGCAGGCAGGAGAGAAGACUGCUGUGUACUGCCUCACUCAGAAUGACUGGAAGCUUGAAGUGGCCACCGACAACUACUUCCAGAACCCGGACCUAUAUUGCAAGGAGUCCAUGAAGACAUCAGUUGACCGCAAGAAGCUAGAGCAGCUCUACAAUCGCUAUAAAGAUCCCCAGGAUGAAAACAAGAUCGGUAUUGAGGGCAUCCAACAGUUUUGUGACGACCUGAUGUUGGAUCCGGCCAGCAUCAGCGUUCUGGUGGUGGCGUGGAAGUUUCGCGCUGCCACCCAAUGCGAGUUCACCAGGAAGGAGUUUCUGGAUGGCAUGAGCGAGCUGGGGUGUGACAGCAUCGAUAAACUCAAGGCCCUUUUACCAAGACUGGAACAGGAGCUAAAAGACAGUGGGAAGUUCAAGGACUUCUACCAGUUCACCUUCAACUUUGCCAAAAAUCCCGGUCAGAAGGGUUUAGACUUGGAGAUGGCCGUAGCUUACUGGAACCUGGUUCUGUUGGGAAGAUUUAAGUUCCUCGAUCUUUGGAAUAGAUUUCUUUUGGAACACCAUAAACGCUCCAUCCCAAAAGACACAUGGAACCUGUUGCUGGACUUUGGUAACAUGAUAGCAGACGACAUGUCAAACUAUGACGAGGAAGGAGCGUGGCCAGUCCUCAUAGAUGACUUCGUGGAAUUUGCUCGACCGAUCGUAACAGGAACAAAACGUAAAACUCUCUAAGGAAAAAGAAAAAAAAGACUUUUUCUUUUACAGUGACUUGAUAGGUUUUUGGGGUUUGUUUUUAAGACUUGUACAAGAGGCAAAAAGGUUAAAAAAAAUAAACAAAAACAAGACAUAUACUGGACAUGGACAUGAGAAAGUACAACAGAAGCACUUGAAAUGGUCAACUGUGAGAAGCGGCCUCUUUUUUUUUUACCUGAAUGUCACAUCGCCGGCAUCCACUCUGGUUCCCCCUGUUGGAUCCUCGAUAUCCUGCUCCGCUUCAGGACAGAUGCUGACUCGGCGCCUGGAGAAGAUAGUCCCUGGCUGCUUGUGCAAAAAAGAGGGGGGCAUUUUUUUGUUUUUGUUUUGAGCUUGCCCGACCGAAACAAUGACAAGAGUGCUUGGAACACCAGCACAAAAAAACACCACAAAACAGACUUUACCGUACAUACUGUAUCUAUUGGGACAGUUUACAAAGAGCUAUAUGAAGAAUAAUAUAAAUACGUUGAGUUUAUAAAUGCUUUUAUGUACAGUCAUGGAUUUUGAUAUGUGUAUAUAUACAGUAUAUACGCACACACAUACACAUACACAUGCAGGUGUGUGUGUGUGUGUAUAUAUAUAAUAUAUAUAUAUGUGUGUGUGUGUGUGUGUGUGUAUCAUGACUAGGUGGAUUAUGUAUCGCCAUAUGUAUAAGUGUUGUCACCUAAUGCUGGAGCAAGUAAAGCCAUCAUGUUUUCUUGGGUGGCACUUGUCACAAUAAUGCUGGCCGCAACUUUCCUUUAUUAUCGUUUCCUUACUGCUAGGAAAGUUUUGUCUGUCAAAUUAAGGAUGGUGAUGUGAGCAGAUUAAUCAUGAAUGAAUAAGGUGGCAGCAUUGUGCUCAAAGCAACACUAGCAUGGAAAUGGGAAUACUGAUCAGAAUAUCACUGUCCUGCCAAAUGCACUCGGAAGCUAUUGUCACUUUUGAAGCUGGUGUACUAGAAGUAUUAAGUAGAAGUGAAAGAGUUGACAAACAAGCCUACAAAAACACUCUUCAAUGCUUGGUUCUGUCCAUCUGUCCAAUGUGGCCGUAGACAGUGAAAGUCUUGUUCAUCUAAAUACAGUAAUGUUUAUAUCAAUAAA
Molecule: messenger RNA, 2031 nt
Organism: Doryrhamphus excisus (bluestripe pipefish)
Lineage: Eukaryota; Metazoa; Chordata; Actinopteri; Syngnathiformes; Syngnathidae
Source: RefSeq, a predicted model, not a curated record